AUGGGCCAUGGAACUGCUGAACUGCAAGGUUGUGUGCUCACAAGAAAGAGCAUGUGGGAUGCAUGGGUGAAUGCAUCACAAGUAUCUCCAUUUUUUAUUGUCCAGUCUGUUGCUCUUGCUAUGGGAAUCCAUUUCAUUGUAAUGGGAAUGAUAGGCAGUGCCAUUAUGAUAAAUUCAUCAUUCAAUCAAGCUGCUCCAAUUUCUUUGAAUGAAAGUUACUGUGGACCAUGUCCUAACAACUGGAUAUGUUAUAGAAACAACUGCUACCAAUUUUUUCGUGAGAGAAAAAACUGGUUUCAGAGCCAAGCUUUUUGUAUGUCUCAAAAUUCCAGUCUCCUGAAGAUAUACAGCAAAGAGGACCAGGAUUUCCUUCGACUGGUGAAGUCCUAUCACUGGAUGGGACUAGUACAAAAUCCAGCAAAUGGAUCCUGGCAGUGGGAAGAUGGCUCCGUUGUCUCUCCCAGUCAGCUAACAUUGGUUGAAAUGGACAAUGGAAACUGUGCAGUUUAUGGCUCAAAUUUGAAAGGUUACACAGAAAACUGUAUGACCCCAAACACAUACAUCUGCAUGCAGAGGACUGUGUAAAGAGU
Messenger RNA from Pteronotus mesoamericanus, 590 nucleotides. RefSeq names its product NKG2-D type II integral membrane protein-like. The record is from RefSeq and is a predicted model, not a curated record. Gene Ontology annotation, biological process: positive regulation of natural killer cell mediated cytotoxicity. The transcript is spliced from 6 exons. Lineage: Eukaryota; Metazoa; Chordata; Mammalia; Chiroptera; Mormoopidae. Gene Ontology annotation, cellular component: external side of plasma membrane. Gene Ontology annotation, molecular function: signaling receptor activity. Bases 1 to 585 code for a protein of 194 amino acids.